Erigeron canadensis is the source of this 773-nucleotide messenger RNA. RefSeq names its product non-specific lipid transfer protein GPI-anchored 6-like. The record is from RefSeq and is a predicted model, not a curated record. The transcript is spliced from 3 exons. Gene Ontology annotation, biological process: lipid transport. Gene Ontology annotation, molecular function: lipid binding. Bases 91 to 660 code for a protein of 189 amino acids. Lineage: Eukaryota; Viridiplantae; Streptophyta; Magnoliopsida; Asterales; Asteraceae.
CCCACCCAAACCCAAUGACAGCAUAAAAAGGCACCCCAACUAGCUAGCACUCUUAUUGAUCACUUGCUUCUAUCAAGCUCUCUUUUCAAAAUGAUUUCAACAAAAAGGUUACUUCCAUGGCUAGCCAUGGUCAUGGUGCUCGUAGGCUUGUCAAAAGGAGAUUUUGAUCAAGACAAAAAAAAAUGUGGCGAUACGCUUAUCGGGUUAGCCACUUGCCUUCCUUAUGUUAGUGGCGAAGCCAAGGCUCCAACCAUGGAUUGUUGUACCGGGCUUAAACCGGUUAUAGAGAAAAACCGGGUUUGUUUAUGUAUCUUGAUCAAGGAUCGCGACAAUCCUAAUCUUGGAGUCAAGAUUAACGCGACCCUUGCCUUGGGCUUGCCCGAUAAAUGUCGUACGCCUGCUAAUAUCACAGAGUGUCCUACGCUCAUGAACUUGCCAGCAAACUCCCCUGAAGCCAAGAUUUUUUUAGAUUAUGGUAGAAAUGCCAAGACAAGCAAUACCACCACUGUAGCUCCUUCAGGUAAUGCAAGCAAUGGAAAAACUGGAUCAAGUGGUGAUGUGAAAAGUGGUGUUGCAAGAGGAAAGAAAUGGUUGGGAGUUGAGAAGAUUUGGGGGGUUUUAUAUAUAAUAAUUGUUAUGUUUCUCUUUCAAUUUGCAUAAUUCUUCUAAGAAACUUUAAAAAAGUCUUAUUUAUCAUUUCUACAUGUUCUUUUUUUAUAUAUAAAAAAAAUCUAUGUAAGGUUUAAGAUAUUAAAUAUUUAGAUUUAAAAUCA